AGCACUUGUCACUCAGAGAGCAGUGAAACAUGUCAUGCAUUUGUCUUCUUUUGUCCUCCUUGUUUGUUUGUCUGGCUGAGAUAACCACAUAGAGGUGGUGCUUGUCUUGGCAGCAUUGUCAAAAACUCUUGUAAAUGCCCCAUCUCCCCUCAUUUGCUGCUUUGCUACUUGACAUUUGGCCAGUAUUUUCUGCCUGCAGGGGGUAGCUCAGGCAAUAAGUUAAUCUAUCAAAAACUAAUUGUCUCCUCCUACCCUGUUGCUUGGACAAACAGUGUAGAGAGGGGGAAGUUGAGCUUUGUUGGCCUAUAAAGGUCGUACGGGUAGAGGAGAUGGCAAGUGUCACUGCAUGGAUCUCCUCAGUCGUUCCUGAGAAAUAAAACUGGGGCCUUCUUGAAGUUUCUCUUUUCCUAAUUCUGAGGCAGCCUGAACUUAUCUUUUUGCAUCUUUGGGAUGUUGGGGGAAAUGAAUCUGGUUCUCCUGUUUGUGUGUUUCUCCUGUACGGACGCUCGUAUUUGGGCCUGGAUGCUCAACAUGCCUCACGGCCCUCCCAAAGAUGGAGCUAAACCUCUUGGAGAGAACUCUCCUGUGGCCAAAGCACUCACAACUGUGUGCGACAGUGACAGAACUUGUGGACGCGGUUUCUCGUGUGACCGUCACUUUGGUCUUUGUGUGCCUUUACGUGGAGAGGGUCAGUACUGUAGGAGGGAUACUCAGUGUGUCCGUGGACUCCUUUGCAUGUUUGGGAAGUGUCAUCGCAGCAUUCCCAAUGGACAAGAGGGCUCCAGGUGUAAAGCUGACAGAGACUGUGGGCCUUUGAUGUGUUGCGCUCGACAUCAUGGCGAGAUGGUGUGCAAAAAGCGCCUGGCUCGCGAUGAGAGUUGUUAUGUUCCUGAUGGUGGCCUGGCGUUCAGCAUCAACCAGAUUUGCCCGUGCGAGGAAGGUCUGCUGUGUCGGGAAAACAGCAGGCAGAACCGCAGAGAGAGGGACUUUACUUACCAACCAGAACGGACAAGAUGGACCUGCCAAGGGUCCAAACCUUAACAUAAGACCUCAAGAUUCAAUCUAUUUAUUAUGUAAAUAUGAUGUACAGAAUAAAUGUAAGAAUUUCCAUAUGCUGUUUUGAGAGAUUCUGUUAGAUUAAUGUAGUGAAUAUUUACAAAAGCACUACUCUGCUCCAUGUAGCUGGGUUGAGCAAGACGUCCUUCUCAUAAAAUACCUGCUUUGUGUAUUUAGUGAUGCUUUGAUUGAAAAAUAAAAGUGUGGUAUGUAUUUGUAAUCAGACCCCCGAUUAAAUAUUUUGUGGAAACACUUUUCAUGACAGAUACAACUUUUAUUUGGGUAUGUCUCUACCAGCCUGACACAUCUACAGACUCAAAAUGCUGCCCACUGUUCUCUGCAAGAAAAGACAUGAACAAUUACUUUGUCUCCUUUCUAAGCACAUUUCUU
This is a messenger RNA of Gambusia affinis (western mosquitofish), 1446 nucleotides long. Its product is annotated as dickkopf-related protein 3-like. The transcript has 4 exons. The record is from RefSeq and is a predicted model, not a curated record. Lineage: Eukaryota; Metazoa; Chordata; Actinopteri; Cyprinodontiformes; Poeciliidae. Bases 451 to 1041 code for a protein of 196 amino acids. Gene Ontology annotation, molecular function: receptor antagonist activity; co-receptor binding. Gene Ontology annotation, biological process: negative regulation of canonical Wnt signaling pathway; multicellular organism development. Gene Ontology annotation, cellular component: extracellular region.